AUAAAUGUUCACAAGGUUGUCAUAUAGAAUACUCGCUCCCUCAGUCAGGGCUCUGAGGACGAAUUUAAUCAGCAAGCAAAGCUCACUGUGCCCCUGGCUAACCAAGAGGCAUUUCUCAGGACAAAUUUCCCCAUACUCUCGAGAACUGAACACAUGCUCAUCCUUUGGUUAUGAAGAGUACGACAAUGCUCUAUAUAAGGUAAUCAGUGACCAUAAAGCAGGCAACAAUGUUGAUAAGGCUGAGAUCCAGCAAGUCUUUAAUCAUGGUAAAAGACUUAUAAUGAAUGGAACAUUCCUUUGGAACAAACCAUCAAAUUGCAACGUUCCAACCAUGAUUAACCUACUUUAUCUUUGUAAUGCAUACACAAAAGAUUUUGAGCUAAUGACUCAGAUUAGUCUCCAUGUCUUUGAAGCAAUGAAUGUUAUGACACUCAAGCAGAUUGCUUCUGUGUGCAGAAUCAUGCUGACCCAACAAGAUUUAUUUUUUAGGAAGAAAUUUAGGAAUAAGUUAACCCAGAAGGUUCUUCACACAGACAUCAAGAGCAUCGAUGCUUCUAGAAAGCCAACCGAUUAUGACCUGACCUUUGAAGAGGCUGUGAAUGUCAUGAGAGCUUUUAGGAAUGUUAUCCAUGAUUAUCAGAUCUGGCUCAAAGUAGACCUCUUGAUUAAAAAUGCAUUUAUGACCGAUCCUAAUGUAAAGAAUAUGUCAAAAGAUGACUUGAUGGAUACUAUCAACACCUUAGCUUACAAGGAGGUUCAAAAUAUAGAUACGUGGCAAUUCCUAACAACCCACCUUGUUGAAUGUAUGAUGGCUGAUACCUUGAAUUUACAUGACCUAAUGAGUGCAUGUAUCUCAAUAAAAUCUGUAUCAGUGAAGUCCCCUGAGCUAUACGAGAUGUUAGUAGGCUACUUCUCAUACAAAGAAUACACUGUUGAAGACUUGUUAAAGUACAAGAACACAGCUAGGAUCAUUAAGUUCUUCAACUCUAUUGGAACCAUGCAUGGCAGCUGAAAUAAUGAGUACUUUUUGACCGUCAUGAGGGACUACAUCAGCCACUCAAUCAAUGACUUUGAUAGAUUCCAGGUCAAGAUCUCCAUGGACCUUUUCAAGUUCUUUGUGCAUUUUGAAGACGAGCAUUUGAAGAAUAUCCUAGCAGAAAGAUGGACUGAGUUAUAUUAAUAAUGAGACUUGGGAAGGAAAUUUUGUGUGAGUGGGAGUCUU
Messenger RNA from Moneuplotes crassus, 1222 nucleotides. Lineage: Eukaryota; Ciliophora; Spirotrichea; Euplotida; Euplotidae. The record is from the annotation of a GenBank genome assembly.